GUUAUUUUCGAUGGUCUCGAAAAAUUCCACCUCUCGCUUCACUCCGUAAAAAAAAAAAUCGGACAAGAUUACUUCCAUCGUCUCGUAAAAUCCAAUAGCCCUUUCGGUUGAAUUAUCUUUAUUUUUUUGCUUUUCCUUUUUUUUUGUGACUGGCUAGUGGCAACUCCGAAAUUCUGUGGGAUUUCGCGCGAUAGAUUCUGGUGAAAGGAAGGGAAGAUUAUUGUGCCCUGAGACAUGGCGUUGAAUCCGGCGUACGAGGACAUUGGAAAGGGAUUUGUUCAGCAAUAUUAUGCAUUAUUCGAUGAUCCCACUCAGAGGUGCAACCUCGUCAACAUGUACAAUACCGAAUCGUCAUUCAUGACGUUUGAGGGGAUCCAGAUUCAGGGAUCCGACAAGAUUAUGCAGAAACUGAAUAGCUUAGGUUUUCAAAAAAUCACUCGGGUACUGACUGCCGUGGAUUCACAACCGAUGUUCGACGGCGGAGUCCUGAUCCACGUCCUCGGGAGGCUGCAGGCUGAUGAAGAUCCUCCGCACGCAUUCUCGCAAAUAUUCGUGUUGAAAUCACUGGGGAGUGCGUUCUUCUGCCAGCAUGACAUAUUCCGUCUCGCUAUUCACGACACAGCGUAAUUAAAAUCGGCAGCAGACGAGACGUCACAGGACUAGAAAAUCACCUCGGAACGAGGGGAAAAUAAUCCCGAGGUGCCAUCAAAUGGCCCUCCAGAGCAAUUAAUACCGUACGAUCCCAAUCCCUCGAGAGAAAAUUUCAUGAAUUAUUCAGUCAACAUUGUACACCUGUCGUCUUUGCGUAUUAUUUUAUCUAGAUUAAAUUUUUAUACAGGAAAGUAAUGCUUCUAUGCCGUAAGAAUAAAACAUUUAAUGAUUAAUUA
This is a messenger RNA of Fopius arisanus, 887 nucleotides long. It is a transcript of the gene Ntf-2, whose product is annotated as nuclear transport factor-2. The coding region runs from base 235 to 627 and encodes 130 amino acids. Gene Ontology annotation, cellular component: nuclear pore central transport channel. Lineage: Eukaryota; Metazoa; Arthropoda; Insecta; Hymenoptera; Braconidae. Gene Ontology annotation, biological process: protein import into nucleus. The transcript is spliced from 5 exons. The record is from RefSeq and is a predicted model, not a curated record. Gene Ontology annotation, molecular function: nuclear import signal receptor activity.